AUGGCAGCUCCGGCGGCCCCGGUGUCCGGGCAGUGGGCGGCAGCCGCAUGUCUUGGCUCCAACCAGAACGCCGUGAAGUACUUGGGCCAGGACUUCGAGACGCUCAGGCGGCAGUGCUUGGAUUCAGGGGUGCUAUUUAAGGACCCCGAGUUCCCAGCGUGCCCGGCGGCCUUGGGCGACAAGGAUCUUGGACCAGGCUCCCCCCAAACUCGAGGCGUUGUCUGGAAGCGGCCGCCGGAACUGUGCCCCAGCCCCCAGUUUAUCUCCGGGGGAGCCACGCGCACGGACGUUUGCCAGGGCGACCUGGGUGACUGUUGGCUCCUGGCGGCCAUCGCGUCCCUCACCCUGAACGAGGAGCUGCUUUCCCGGGUCGUGCCCAGGGACCAGAACUUCCGGGAGGGCUACGCCGGAAUCUUCCGUUUCCAGUUCUGGCAGUGCGGCGAGUGGGUGCAGGUGGUGGUGGACGACAGACUGCCCACCCGGGACGGACAGCUGCUCUUCCUGCACUCCGCCGACGGCAGCGAGUUCUGGAGCGCGCUGCUGGAGAAGGCCUACGCCAAGCUCAACGGCUCCUACGAGGCCCUCGCCGGCGGGUCCACGGUGGAGGGGUUUGAGGACUUCACGGGCGGCCUCUCUGAGUUUUUUGACCUGAAGAAGCCACCGACCGGUCUGUUCCAGAUCAUCCGGAAGGCCCUCCGUGCGGGGUCCCUGCUGGCCUGCUCCAUUGACGUCUCCAGCGCGGCCGAAGCGGAAGAAAUCACUCGCCAGAAGCUGGUGAAGAGUCACGCGUACUCGGUCACGGGGGUCGAGGAGGUGGAUUUCCGGGGGCGCCCGGAGAAGCUGAUCAGGCUCAGGAAUCCGUGGGGCGACGUGGAGUGGACGGGCGCCUGGAGUGACAGUGCACCGGAGUGGAAUUACGUGGAUCCCAGGAAGAGAGAAGAGCUGGACAAGAAGGCCGAGGAUGGAGAGUUCUGGAUGUCCUUUUCGGAGUUUCUGAGGCAGUUCUCCCGGCUGGAGAUCUGCAGCUCGGCCCCCGACUCCCUGAGCCGCGAGGAGGCGCACAAGUGGGACCGGGUGCUGUUCGGUGGCCGCUGGGUCCGGGGCUCCACCGGCUGCCAGGACCCCCCAGGCUCCUCCUAGGUCCCAGCCGCUGGGGCAGCCCCGGAGGAAGACACCCCG
This is a messenger RNA of Eptesicus fuscus (big brown bat), 1179 nucleotides long. Its product is annotated as calpain-8. The transcript is spliced from 10 exons. The record is from RefSeq and is a predicted model, not a curated record. Gene Ontology annotation, biological process: proteolysis. Gene Ontology annotation, molecular function: calcium-dependent cysteine-type endopeptidase activity. Gene Ontology annotation, cellular component: cytoplasm. The coding region runs from base 1 to 1140 and encodes 379 amino acids. NCBI's taxonomy places the organism in Eukaryota, Metazoa, Chordata, Mammalia, Chiroptera, Vespertilionidae.